Adineta ricciae is the source of this 774-nucleotide messenger RNA. Lineage: Eukaryota; Metazoa; Rotifera; Eurotatoria; Adinetida; Adinetidae. The record is from the annotation of a GenBank genome assembly.
AUGUCAGUGAGGCGUUUAGUUGGAAAAGUUGCAUGUGUAACUGCAUCUACCGAUGGAAUUGGCUUCGCCAUUGCUCGGCGAUUAGCGCAAGAAGGUGCUCGUGUAGUGAUUUCUAGUCGAAAACAAGACAAUGUGAACAAGGCGAUGGAAGCGUUCAAAAAGGAAAAUUUCGAUAUAUACGGAACAGUUUGUCAUGUUAGUAAAAGUGAAGAUCGGAAACGAUUACUAGAUGAAACUAUCCAGAAAUAUGGCAAAUUGGAUAUUCUAGUCUCGAAUGCAGCGAUCAGUCCUUCGUUUGGAAAUAUUCUAGACACACCGGAAUCUGCAUGGGAUAAAAUAUUCGAUGUCAAUGUAAAAGCUGCUUUUUUCCUGAUUAAAGAAGCUAUUCCAUACCUUGAAAAGCAAAAGGGCAGUUCUAUUGUAGUUGUAUCUAGCAUAGCUGGAUACACUCCAAUGGAAUUGAUUGGCGCAUAUUCCGUGUCGAAAACAGCUCUACUCGGCCUGACGAAAGCACUUGUCAAUCCAUGUCAAGAAAAAGGCAUUCGAAUCAAUGGAAUCGCUCCGGGAAUUAUUAAAACAAAGUUUAGUAAGGCGUUAUGGGAAGGUGGAGAAGAUACAGAUACGAAAACAGCGUCGUUCGCUGGCUGCGCAAUGGGCCGUGUUGGUACAUCUGAGGAAUGUGCAAGUGCAGUCGCAUUUCUUGUUAGUAAUGAUGCUUCCUAUGUAACUGGUGAAACGAUUGUGGUGGCUGGUGGUAUGCCCAGUCAUCUUUGA